AUUGCAGUGACAAAAUAAAUGUGACAUGCCAGGGGCGGACUGACAACUUAUGGGGCCCCCGGGCAAUAGGGGAUCAUGGGGCCCCCCGUGUCCUCGCCCACACUCAAACCACACCCAAAAAAGGCUAUGAAAGGUACUAGGGGCAUCUCAUGGGGCCCCCUACUGACCCUGGGCCCUCGGGCAGUGCCCGAGCGCCCACAUGGUCAGUCUGCCCCAGGUUAGAACAUGAAGUGGGCAGCACUGGUACAUCAUCUGCAAUUUCCCAAGCCAGACAUACAUUAAACUGAGUGUGGCAGGGGUUAACACAGCAAGUUAUUGAGAUACUCUCUCCCUAGGUCUGUACACA
Molecule: messenger RNA, 346 nt
Organism: Staurois parvus
Lineage: Eukaryota; Metazoa; Chordata; Amphibia; Anura; Ranidae
Source: the annotation of a GenBank genome assembly